Daldinia loculata is the source of this 3694-nucleotide messenger RNA. Its product is annotated as fungal-specific transcription factor domain-containing protein. Gene Ontology annotation, biological process: DNA-templated transcription; regulation of transcription by RNA polymerase II. Lineage: Eukaryota; Fungi; Ascomycota; Sordariomycetes; Xylariales; Hypoxylaceae. The coding region runs from base 442 to 3585 and encodes 1047 amino acids. Gene Ontology annotation, molecular function: DNA-binding transcription factor activity, RNA polymerase II-specific; zinc ion binding; RNA polymerase II cis-regulatory region sequence-specific DNA binding. The transcript has 3 exons. The record is from RefSeq and is a predicted model, not a curated record. Gene Ontology annotation, cellular component: chromatin.
ACUGUUAUGUGGUAACCGCACCACAAUUCUCUAAUUUGGGCCAUGUUGUUUGUUUCGAGGUCGUCUUAAAUCAUCGUCACUGUUAGCUCUUAGCGCAGCCGAUUAUUCGGGAAAACCAAGUUGCUCUUCGUUUGCUUGUCCCUCUCUCCCUUUGCGCGCCUGCAGUAGUUUGGGUCUUCCGUUGUAACACACAUAGAUCGUCCGACUGUGGCACCAACGGGCGUCUUGGAGUGGCUUCUUAGUCCAAUACUUUCCUACUUAGGACUGCACAUAGAGAGAGGUAGAGAGAGGGUGUGCGCGUGCGACUAAGCGUUACUGGCCAAUUAUUAUUCUGUUCGAGGUGCGACAGGAAGCUCCACGAGGGGUGCGACACAUUCACCGCGAGCGGCCCGGAAUUGAAGCGCUACGAUUCUUUGCAAGACCAUGAUGCUUUAAUGGAACAUGACUUCUGUUCUCCCCGCACUGCUUAUAGACGUUAAACCAUCUAUACCUUUCGUGCGAUCGAGCCCCAUCAUGACCGAGGUCCAGGAGCCGACGCCGCCUCAGAACGUCCAGCAUGAAGAUGACCCGCAGCGAGGGCGUCGCCGGAGUCGCUCUCCUGACAAGGAUAUCGAUGGCAAUGACAGCGACCAGGCAGGCGACGGUGACACCAAAAACGGUAAUUCGUCAAACUCGGAUGGUCCCGUGAGAAAGCGGAGACGGAGUCGCAAAGGUCUAGAUAAGAAAUUCGAAUGUCCUACUGAGGGAUGCGGCAAGAGUUAUUCAAGGGCCGAACAUCUUUAUCGGCACCAAUUGAAUCAUUCGCCGAAACAGAUAUAUAGAUGCGACUUUCAGGAUUGUAAGCGCCAGUUCGUCCGACUCGACUUGUGUAACCGUCAUAAGGAUCGCCAUACUGCGAAAGGGUCUGCGCUGAAUCGGAAAGAUUCUUUGAUUAGCCAGUCUUCUCCCGUCGACAACGUAAGACCUCCGUACCCUACGCCCAGUGCCGUUUCCCCCGAUUCCGAUAGACUCGGGCCAAGCUAUACUCAAGGACGCGGAGCUCACUAUGAAUACCAGUCACCAAAAGAUACCAUCGGUACCCCUUAUACUCCGAUAUCAAAUACACCACCCGCGAACUUUUCUCAUGUCGGUCAUCCAAACGGAGUUGACGGUUAUAUGCAUCACGAGCAGGGUUAUUCCGCUCCUCAUGGUGCGCGGCAUCCGCACCACUCUCCUUCAGGCCCUCCACGACCGACAAUCCAAACCGGCGUCGGUGCCCCUUAUGGUGUUUUAUCGCCAGUUCCCACGCAGCACGGCAACUAUCAUGGGCAUCUCGCCAAUACCCCUCAGUCUGCCCCGACGAUGCCAUACGUCACUCAGCAAAAUUUAACACCUUUUACCUUACCCCCUUCAGAUUUCGCGACGACAACUGCUGGUAACAUGCCGAGGGAAUCUGGACAAGCUUAUGCACCACAAAAUUCUAACGAUUAUGACCAUUCGCAUUCCCAAUCAAAUGGUGAGAUGGUGCUGCUGGAUCAGAUGGCAACGCAAACUACCAUUCCAAUUUUUGGCAGUGACGGCGUCUUGAAUAAGUCCCCAUACGUUGCUAUUCCCGAAGACUUUUUUGCAUAUCUCUUUAAUACCAAUGAUCCUAACGGGUCGCCACAGGUGGGCCAUGUAAUGCCACCAAAUCAAUAUGCUAACUAUGCGGAGCAUCAAUAUGGCAUGCCGUAUUACGAAAGUGCAUCUCUGGGAUAUUUUCCGCCGUCUAACCAACCACAGCAGGUCAUGGCUGUCACAAAUCUUCUUGACCCGAACCUCCCGGAGUCGCUCUUAUCUGAAGAAAAGAGCCAAGAGCUUUUUGACUUUAUUAAGGAGAGGUUCCACGAGAACGAUCAUGCGCCAGUGGAGCGUCAACGAGAAAGCAUAUUAGAAGGUGACAGAAGUGAUGAGAAUCACAUGUUAAGCCGAAAGAUGAUGCAGCAGUAUAUAGGUUCUUACUGGAUUCACUUCAGCGAUCAGAUACCCAUUCUCCACAAACCGACGUUUUCGCCGGAUAGGACGCCGAAUUUGUUGUUAAUAGCAGUGAUGGCAAUAGGUGCUGCCUGCCUAGAUAGAACGCACGGGCCGAAGGUCAUCAUGGCUGGAUCUCAACUCUCUAACUUCCUUGCGUGGCACCUAAGGUGGGAAAUAUUCAUGGACGUGAAUUGCCGACCGCCGGCGAAGAUCUGGGCCUUCCAGACUCUGUUAUUACUGGAGCUUUAUGAGAAGAUGUACUCGACAAGGGAGCUCCAUGAACGAGCACACAUCCACCAUGCGACCACCAUUACGCUCAUGCGGAGAGGGAGGGCCCUGAUUGGGAAAUCUGCUCUCGACUCACCGCCAAACCCACGAGAUGAGAAAUCGGGGGCGAAUAGUUCUCGGCAUUCUUCUACUUCGGGGCUCGCGCAUACGCCGGAUGAGUGGUGGAACCACUGGAUAACGAACGAGACUACCAGACGUGCGGCGUUUGCGGCGUUUCUUAUCGAUUCGAUUCAUGCUACGAUGUUUGGGCAUUCGACCGUGAUGGUGGCACACGAAAUGCGUUUGCCCCUCCCUUGUGACGAUCAGCUAUGGAAGGCUACAAGCGGCGCUGAGGUUGGUAGGAUCGAGGCGAACCUUAUGUCUAAUGGAAUUAAGCCUAUCUCAUUCCUCGAAGGACUCAAGCGGACUCUUGCGGGGCAUGAAGUACAGACGAAUCCUUUCGGCCGACAGAUCCUCAUGGCAGGUUUGCUAAGCGUGAGUUGGCAUAUGAACCAACGUGACCUGCAAGUCAGCUCGCUCGGCGGCGGCGUGCAACAAGCGCUUGGGGGGCGUGACAAAUGGCGAUCAACACUUACGAAAGCGUUCGACUCGUGGAAGACAGACUUCGACAAGUCGCUGCAACGCGCUGAUACGGUGGUCGAUCCGUAUAGCUACGACAAGCGGAACGAAGCUAAUGUGGUAUUUGAAAGUAGGACAGUGUUACAUCAUCUAGCGCACAUGGCAAUGCACGUGGAUAUCGUCGACUGUCAGAUAUUUGCUCGCGCCAAACGCCUUCUUGGUAGAGCGAUCGGUACACAGGAUUUAAAUAGCGCGCAGCGUCGAAUGAAGGACCUCUGGGCGCCGUCUGCAAAAGCUCGCGAUGCCACAUUUUACGCUGCUAAAUUCCUAUGCUCAGUUUUGCUCCCUGAAAAUGCAGGAUCACCUUCGGAGGGUUACAGCCACCAAUCGGGUAUCCUGAUGUAUCUAGCCAGAGAUGACGUCCUCCUGAACCGGCCAUGGGUGCUCUACUUCGCAGCAUUGGUUGUAUGGUGCUACGGUUUCGCGCUGGAGGGCCCUUGUCCCGGAGUUCCCAUUCCGAAUACUACCGAGGAGAAAAUGAGCCAGAUGCGCGAGUACCUAUUGAGAGUUGGUUCGGUGGCGUCGCCAGAAGAUCUCAAGGGUAUGAGGGGUGUCAACAACAACAGUACUCUACUUAUAGUUCUUAAGGACUCCUUCGAGUCGACACGGUGGGAGCUGCUGCACGAAGGAGCAACACUGCUGAGCAAUUGUAUCCAGCUCAACAGUGGCGCAACUGUGGUUUAGCGAAGCCCAUUGCAAAUAAAAUACGAAACAAAAAACCCUUGCCCAAAAAGGAAGAAACAUGGAGUAUACGGAAGCAUGAUGAACGAGAAUCUGAAGAUGGCUAACUGAU